Messenger RNA from Ostrinia furnacalis (Asian corn borer), 4433 nucleotides. It is a transcript of the gene E(Pc), whose product is annotated as Enhancer of Polycomb. Gene Ontology annotation, biological process: regulation of transcription by RNA polymerase II. Gene Ontology annotation, cellular component: NuA4 histone acetyltransferase complex. NCBI's taxonomy places the organism in Eukaryota, Metazoa, Arthropoda, Insecta, Lepidoptera, Crambidae. The coding region runs from base 1 to 3597 and encodes 1198 amino acids. The record is from RefSeq and is a predicted model, not a curated record. The transcript is spliced from 20 exons.
AUGGCGCUGUCAAACUUUUCUCCCGCCAUCCAUUUUGCGUAUGAAUGCGUGCGGUACGCUCUAUGGGAAGAACAAGAGGCGCCGGAGUACGACAUCGACUCGGAGGACGAGAGGUGGCUCAAACAACAAAGGCACGCGGAACUGACAGAAUGGAAGUUCGAACAGAUGAUGGACAAGCUGGAGAAGAGCUCCGGUCAGACCGUGGUGACACUAAACGAGGCCAAACUGCUUCUGGAGAGGCACGACGACCUCGUCACCGCGGUCUACGACUACUGGCUCAACAAACGGCUGAACACACAACACCCCCUCAUUCUGUCGGUGAAGACGGAGAACCGGCCGGGCCAGUCCUCGCACAAUCCGUACCUCGCGUUCAGGCGGCGGACGGAGAAGAUGCAGACCAGGAAGAACAGGAAAAACGACGAGAGUUCGUACGAGAAGAUGCUGAAACUCCGUCGGGACUUGGCGCGGGCGCUAACACUCCUGGAACUGGUCGCGAGGCGGGAGACCGCCAAGCGAGAGCUGGUCAAGCUCACGGCAUCCUUGGCGGAGCGACGGUAUGCGGCUGGUGACUUCGCGAACCAACUGCUGCCUGACCCACCGCCUAGGCCGGCGUAUCCCACCGUUCCGCUGACGACGUCAUCGUUUCGUGCGUACAGCGCACCCCACUACCCCCCGCGGGCGCCGCCCACUCCCCAAGAUCUGCCGAGACAGCGCGAGAAGCGAUCGUACAAGAAACGGAAACCACGACACCCCGCCGUCGGCACCGUGCCGGGGCUGCGAGAAGGAGCGAUGUGCUCGUCAUCAGAAGAGGAAAGCACGAGGCCGGAGGUGCCGCCAGUGGACGACGGUCCUUUUGCGUUCAGGCGGAAACCCGGCUGUUACUACGAGAUGCCGACGUCGACGUUGUGCGGGGACCCUCUCGAUCCGGAUAGACCGUCUCACGACGUUCUAUACGACCACGAACUCGACGAACGGUAUAGGUUCAACCUCACAUCCCUCAACUACCCGUAUCCUCAUUGCAUCGGUUUCGCGCGGCGGCGCGUCGGGCGCGGCGGGCGCGUGUUAUUGGACAGAGUGCGGACGCCGCUCGACGACCUCUGGCCGCGGCUGCCAUUCCAGUUCCAAGGGUCCACGGAGUACCGCCGGGAGCGGGACGAGGAGGUGGAGCUCGAGACGAAAGCGCAUCGGACGCCCAAAGAGAUGACCCGCGACUACCAUUCGGGCGGCAAGCAUCCCUGGAGGCACGCUUUCAGACAACACCUGGCCAAACACCCGCACCUCUGGACCGAGCCCAAGUCAGAACCCAAACCAGAACUAGAACUCAAGAUCGAAUUCGACCCAGACGUAACCGAGUUCAAAACAAACGAGUACGAAGCUAGUGAAAACAAAAUCAGUGAUACGGACGCGAGUGAAAACAAGAUCAGUGAUACGGACGCGAGUGAAAACAAAAUAAGUGAUGCGUGCGAUAAUAGAGUCAGUUUACGGGACAGUGUGACGUAUAAAGGGGUAGGGGGCAGUGACGCGGCCCGGACUAUAGAGUGCAAUGUUAAGGACAGCCUUGAUAGGGCUAGAAGGAAGCGGUCUUGGAGCGGGUGUAGCGAUUCGAGUUAUGAUUCUGAUGAGAGUCUACAGCCUGUUGAGAGGGAGUUUGAGAAGUUCAUCACCGAGGUCAAUAAGAAAUGGUUACACUUCCGACCUAAAACGCCGCCUCCCUCACCCCCCUCUCCAACCCCAGUCCCCGACGAUGUCCUUCCCAUAACGCUGGACACGCCCCUAGCGGUCGAACUUCGGUCACACCCCUCCGACAACUUACAACCCUUCACGACCACCGAGUUCACCCUAACCGACCUAUACGGAGAUAUCAACCCCGAAGAAAAAGACCACAGCGGUAGCAAUUUAGAUAUCAGCGGAGAGGAUUUGCUCGGUGAAAACUUCACCGGAUUGACCGAAGCUCAAGUGGAAAGCAUUCUGUCCGAGACGGAUCUUAAAGCGUUGGCCGAUGUGGAUUUGACUAAGGACGAUAAGAAGCUGCCCGAUGAGUUGUUGGAGUUGGUGAACGAUGAGAGAGAUCCUUUUUUAUUACAAGGCCAGGGCGCGGAUGGGCGUGCCGGCUCUGGCUCAAGGAAGCGGAAGGCGGACGCGUUCGGAUCCACCGCUGUACAGGUGUCGCCGCUGGCUAAGGAGACAAUGUACGUGGAGGCGCAGCGCUCGCCGCCCGCCACGCCCGCGCCCGCGCCCGCGCCGCCUCCCGCCAAGCCUGCCGUGGAACCGCCCAGCCGUACAGAGACCAUCGAGGAGGUGCAGCUGCCUAGGGGCGUGCAGUUGCAGACGGUACAAACGGCGCAUUCUCCAUUGAAGAAACACAUAAUAACGUCCGCGGCGCACAGACGGGCUAGCGACUCGGCGCAGGAAUCGCAGCCGCCGCAACUACUGGCUGUCGCAGUGUCGGAGAGCUUAAAGGUGCGGCUGCAAAACCAUCUGCUGUCGAGUCAAGCGGGAGUGUUGGUGCAGAACGGACCCUUCCCGCCCGUGGUCGCGGUGCCCGUGCAACAGGCGAGAGAAACCACGGUAGCAGGAGUAUCAGUAGGCGCCAGCACAUCGUCCCCUCGUCGCGUAUCCGCCCCACUAGUCCACUUAGCCCCCGCCUCCCUCGCCCACAAACCCCUCCAAAUCCACCAGCCACCCCACUCUACCCCACUAGUGGUGGCCCAAUCCCACACCAUACACCACGUGGCGCCGAACAAAUUGAAAGUGCUCCACGCUCAUCCUCUCACUCAGACGCAAAGGACGCAGUUACUGGCCCAGAAUAGGAGCAUAGCGCAGUUACCAGCUGUGGUCUCACUGUCGCCGCUUGGGGAAGCUAAAACUACUAAUACUGCUCUCCUAAAAGCGGCCCCCGGUUCAGUGGCUCAAUUCUUCGAGAUCAAGAGCGGUCAGCUCGGCAAGGGCCCGCACCUCGUCAACGUGGUGCGACAACCGCAGCCCGCCAAGUGUGCGCGCGCCGACGCGCCGCCAGCCCCUACGGCGAAACGACAACUGGUGUCGCUGGACGGAGCCGCUUUGAAAGGACCGCAGCGAGUUAGUUUGAGCCUCGAUGGACGGCCGUUGCUGCGAGCCGCGCUGCCUGCUGUCAGAGCGCAGCCUCUAAGGCACCAGAUCCAACUCAAGAACCGCACGACCACGCUGCAAGUGGCCACGCCGAUCGCCCGGAGUUCCGCGGAGCCGUCGUCGUCGAUCGCCGCCAUUCCGACGCCGUCCAAAACGGCUUCUAUACCCAGCGCCGUGGUGGCUAGCUUGCUGCAGCAGACCAAGGGCGUGCAGUUGGGCAAGGGCGGCCAAAAGAUAGCCAUCUCGGGCCCCGGCGGGCAGGCGCUGGCCGCCAACGUGCAGGCCAUCGCCUUCACCGCGGCGCAGCUGCGCGCGCGCCAGGCCCGCCUGCAGCCGCCCGCCAAGCCCAAACCCGAGCUAGCAGAGGCCUCUGCAGUCCCGGCAGCGCCAGCCCUAUCGGCGCCGCCAGCGACCGGCGGCGACGAACCGGCGCCAAACGGCUCCGUCCGGCGCCGCGCCGCCGACACGCUGCCCAUGGAGGUCACGUGACACCGCCGCCCGCCCGCGCCCGUGCCGGCCUGCUAGUGAUGUGCGAGAGUCGAUUGCCGAUAUCGAUGAGAUUCGUGUUGUGUAAAAAAUUAAAAAUCUUCAAAAAAUGCGUCGAUACUUCGUUAUGUAUAUCUUUACUGGCUUUCGUGUGUCGAUAGCGCCGUUGUCGAUGGUUUAUGUUGAUGCAUAGACAAAAUCACGAAUUAAUGGCUUGUAAUAAUUCUUCUACCGAUAAAUGGCUGGUAUCGGUAACUUUAUAAAAUCUUAUGUACUUUUAAAUUGCCGAAUUUCGAAAUAUCAAAAUACUUUUCCUAUAAUGUUGUAUCAAAACUAUAAAUAGUGAUGCUCACAGGCGCUAUAGAUAGUGUUGGCACGUGGCAAUACUAUCGAUAGUAGCUUCUCACUCAUAUUGCCUCAAUCAUCGACAGUUUAUCGACACGCAAACUAUAUCAGCGGCGACGGCAGCACUCGUAUGGAGUUCUCAGUGCGAUGGCCCGGCGGUGGCCUAAUGGCCCGAUAAUGUGCUCUUGGACUAUAGAAACUUCAUCAAUAGGCCUAAUACAGGCCCCUGUAGGCCUUUCAUACGGUGGGCCUGUCAGGCCCCAUAGGCCAGGUCUGUGGAUUAGCAAAAAAGUUCUGGUAGGCCUGAUAUAUUUAGGCCUAAACGCUUUGGUGUUCUGGCAAGCCUGAUAAAACGAUUGAGGCAGUGAUAGUCAUUUAACAACUUAAUAUCCAAUUCAAUAGCUAAUUAAUAAUGUAUUCGUAGCCUGAAUGUGUUUUAUGAGGCAGAACAAUCAAGGCCGCACUAGAUUUCACAGGCUUGAAGAAAACAAGUG